UAAUUUAUGCAUUCAUUUAUUGCAAUCAAACCAGUGAUGAAGACAUUGAGUUUAAUCAUGAUUUAGAUGGAUAUGUGACCAUCGGUUGAGCAGAUUUGACAACUCUAUAUGUUAUGCACUUUUAAAUGCCAUUAUAAUUAUUGCAAUUAAUUUUGUGACCAAAUUGUGACCAAAUUUUGUCACAGUUUUAGUGAUAAUGAAUGAAUGAUUGGUAAAUUAUAAUGAAUUGAUUAAAAUCGGUGUCUAUUAUGUAUUAGUUGUGUAUUUUUCAAUACAAAUGUAAACAACAAUUUGUUUUCUUGUGAUUGAUUUGCAAAAUGUUUGCCACAAAUCAAAUGAGUUAUAAUUAAAUAGUAAUUGUUUUGAAUGACAGAAAUGAGUGACACUAUAAUAACUGUAAUAAUUAACUCUAUUAUGAAUACUAAUCAUAAAGUUAUGGCUUUAAUUGCGCUUUUAUUGGCCGCUAAUAACAUUAGUGCCUAUUCUUCAGGUCAGUUGACAUCAGUGGACAUGUGUUUCAAUGAUAAGGGAGAGAUCGUGAAACAGGGCGAACAGUACUUCCCAUUGGGAUCCGAUAUCUGUACACAGUGCACGUGUCAAAACGGUAGGCCAGAGAUGUGCAUAAGUGUGCUCUGCUCUCCACCACAUCAGUGCAGACAAUUCCAUGCCGUGAACGGCAAGUGCUGUGAAUUUGUGUGUUUGGACGGAGACUUCAGUGGCGCCAACAAACUCUUUAAUACCAGUAUUAUUAGGGGUAAUGGAGGGGACAAUAGGACUCACGGCUCAGUGGCCACUAAUAAUCUCGGUCUACGGCUAAUCGCCAGCACAAUCACAUCGUUCCUCAUUUUAGCACUUCUACUCUUUAUGAUUCACCGCUUAAGACAACGCAGACUGUUGUUGAUGAUUAGGAGACUGCAAACGCGUCGCUUAGAGCAAGUGAACGGUCUGUCGGCCGAUAAUAACCCACACAUGGGAUACCUAUCGUCGCAGAACUGUUACGAUCAGUACGACUUCGGCGGUUCAUUCAACGAACCGCCGCCGCCGUACACCUUCUGGAAACCGCCCGAACACUACAUACCGCCGGGCGAAGCGCCGCCUCCUUAUGACGAUUCGGUGGACAUCACAAUAGUUCCCUGUUUUGAUCUAAACAGCCAUUCGGUUAAUAACAAUAACUAUAGCGGUAGUCGUGUGAACAUAACCAACAACUGUAUAGUGGGUUCGCCGACACCUUUCCAACAAACACAGCUUAUAAGUGCCGCCAAUCGUCAGUCACCGUACGUCAGGGGAACGCCAUUCCUGAUGAUGAGGUCCGCAACGCCGCCAACGAUGACCGGCGGACCCAUAAUCGACACGAUUAGCGACCAAUGCUAUCAACACAUAACAGUUGUUCGCAUUAAUGAUUCUCAGACUCAUAACAAUUCAACGAUGAGUUCGGCAAACGAUGACAACAUUUGCGCCGAAGAUAUUGCUGUGGAGAACAGCAAUACGUUGAGUGAUUCCACGUCUACGUCAUCGAUCGCCUCCUCCGAGGAGGCCUUCAACUCUCCCUCAAACUGUUCAGUCAUAUCGUCGUCCUCUCAGUCGACGUCCACUCAGUCAACGGUCAGACGUCAAGACAACGACACGAUCAGCAGAUUAUAAGACACAACACUAUCAUAAACCUAACGAUUGAAUUGGUUUUAUUGAAUCUCAAAGACAUGCAAUAUAUUUAUGAGUUUAUAAACGAUUUAAAAUAAAUUAGACAAAUACGAGACCACUAUAUGUUGUAAAUGCAUGACAACCGACUGUUAGCUGGGAAUUGCCUCAACGCUAUCACCCGUACGCAGACAUUGUCUCAAAACGAUGGAUAACUUUGCGGUCAAUUUCCAUCUCUCGAUCUCAUGUUUAGUAAUAAAAAAAUAGAGAACUAUUUUUGAAGCAAACAUUUUCUCAUUUAAAAUGCAUUAUUACAUGAAUGGAAACAAUGUUAUAUAAAUAGUUAAUGCAUUUAAUUUAAAAACACAUUUAUAGUGUACACAACUAUACAGUAUAAUAUACAGUAAUAUAUAAAUUAUAUUAAAUGAAUUGUACAAAACAUUUACAUAAAUAGGAAUCCAUAUGUCAUUCAUUGUCAACGGCUUAUCGUUAAUCUCAAAGAUUCAUAGAAUUGUAUAAUAUUUUUGGUGAAAAUUUCUCCUUAUAUUGUUUGGUCUGUUUGUAGUGAAUAUCCCAACAAUUAUUAUAUGAAACCAGUGUUUUGUCAUUUGAGUUAAUGUUAUCGUCAACUCUGUG
This is a messenger RNA of Medioppia subpectinata, 2271 nucleotides long. Lineage: Eukaryota; Metazoa; Arthropoda; Arachnida; Sarcoptiformes; Oppiidae. The record is from the annotation of a GenBank genome assembly.